UUUCAUUAUUAUAUUACAUAUUUUUAUUUUUUAGGUAGAUCACAUUCCAGAGAUUAUACUAUGUUCCGGGAAGGCACACCGGCAUCUGAAAGUGUUCGAAUGUUUGCCAAGACCGGGCGCAGUGACAAAUUGGAUGAUGGUGGCGGUGAAGGGUUGAAUGGAGGGAGUGGCGGAGGAGCAGUUGAAGAAAAGGUACUGAACACUUUUAUAGCACCCAGCGUGUCGACAGGAGCCUCCUGGACUCAAUCACAGUUCUUCGUUGACGGAAACCAUUCUAGGGUGUCAUUGAUGUCACGCAUGAUUCCAUCUCCAGAUUGGUUUAUUGGUAUUGAUUCGUUUGAUCUGUGUGUGAAUGGUAACUGGCUUGACAGUAUCACUAUAGAGGCUGAUCCAAUAGACGCGGGAUGCGACAACGGAUUCACAUUUACAGCGCCAAACUGGCCUACCGAUCCACAAGGCAUUGUGUACCGAAUAAAAAGCAACUAUCCAUCACACCCUGCCAGUUCUUUCUAUUAUCCUCAGUUCAAUCGGUUGCCGACGAUAGCUACUUUUCAAUUUAUAAAAAUUAAAGAAUACGAACAGUCUCUGAGCGGCAGGGGGCAAGCAUCAGAUCCAACGGUGAAAAUUGAAGAGAGCGUAAUUCAAGUCUUAAAUGGUGAGAAUGAUGGUGAUCGAGAGGUACAACUAGAAAUGGAACAGGAAAGACGAGAACAAGAGUAUAAUAACUAUAAAAGUAUUGGUGAUGACAAAGUAUCAGUUUCCAACAUCACAUCGUCCAUAUCAAUACCAAAAGAUAACAAAGAAGCGUUGAUGAACAGCAUUUUGGACAACUAUCAUGUUCGAAAACAUAAGAAAACUCACAAAAAAUCAAGGUACCGGGAUUGCCGAUUGGGUGUCUGGUCUGAAUGGAGUGCAUGCAGCGUAUCAUGUGGCAUCGGUGAAAUGCAAAGGCGCAGAGAGGUGAUAAAACAUCCAAGAGGAGCAGGACGGCAGUGCCCACCAUUGCUACAGACCAAAUGGUGUGGGAGCGCCAAAGACUGUCCUCCACAAACACAUUUUGAGUGGUAAUAAUAUAAGUUAUAAUAAUAUGCAUGGUAAUUUAAUAUUUUGUAUGUUAUUAUAAUAAUAUAUUAUGUAUACCGUAAAUUAAAUUAUUAAUAAUGAUUUAAUUUUAUAAAAAACACCAUCUGCUGUUAUAAAUGGUGAUCAAAAACUUAAUGUGAAUUCACCUAUCCCAUAAUUUCCUUGAUUCGAAAACACUCUUCACAUACAGCAUAUAAGUAUUAUAAUAUAUUAUAUUAUUUAAAACGCUACGAUAAUGUGCCACACGUUUAAAAAACCAAAUCGUAUCACUACUGUUAUUCAUUGUCCACAUCCUCCACACCAUCAUUUUUUAAGUUUAGUCUCAUUAUUUUUAACGACAGAAUUGUAAAAUUUACUGUAAAAUAUUUACUUGUAUAGAUAAGCUAUAGAUGUAAUAAAUA
Myzus persicae (green peach aphid) is the source of this 1484-nucleotide messenger RNA. RefSeq lists its product as uncharacterized. Gene Ontology annotation, biological process: cell adhesion. NCBI's taxonomy places the organism in Eukaryota, Metazoa, Arthropoda, Insecta, Hemiptera, Aphididae. Gene Ontology annotation, cellular component: extracellular matrix. The record is from RefSeq and is a predicted model, not a curated record. The transcript is spliced from 6 exons. The annotation marks the transcript as partial.